AUGCCUUAUCGUCUUGAGCUCAGUCCCAACAACCGCGCCGCCUGCAAGGCCACAACUUGCAAGGACAAGGGCGUCAAGAUCAUGAAGGGCGAGUUUCGCCAAGCUACUCAAGUCACAAUCCACGAGCAUCAGAGCUGGGCCUACCGCCACUGGGGCUGCGUCACCCCGAAGCAACUCGAAAACAUGAAGGCCGAGUGCGGCAUGGACAUGGACUACGUCGAUGGCUACGAAGAGCUACCCCAUGAACUCCAGGAAAAGGUCUACCGCGCUCUGGACCAAGGUCACGUCGACAUGGAAGACUGGAAGGGUGAUCCCGAGUACAAUGUCCCUGGAAAGAGCGGUACUGGUCCCAGAAAGACCAAGAAGAAGAAGGAAGAAGAGGCUGCUGCCGCUGCCGAAGCUGCAGGCGAAAACCCUCCUAGUUCCUCUGCCCCCGAGCCGGCUCCCAAGAAGCGCGGUCGCAAGAAGGCCGAUGCCGACGAUGAAGAAGCUGAGGCUCCCCCACCUAAGAAGGCCAGAGGAAAGAAGGCAGUCAAGGCCGAGGUUGCCGACGAUCAUGUCGAUAACGAAGAGGCCGACGUCAAGCCUGCUCCUCAGAAAAAGACUGCCAAAAGCAAGAAGGCAGUCAAGGCAGAGGAGACUUCCGACGUCGACGACACCAUGGCACCCAGAAGACUGACCGCAAAGGGCAGAAAGGUCAAGGUCGAGCAAUUGUCUGAUGUCGACGAGCCCGAAGCACCCGCACCUGCUCUAAAGAAGGCUGCCAAGGGCAAGAAGGCAGUCAAGUCCGAGGAGGCUGACGUCCUCAAGGAGCCCACCAGAAAAUCUUCCAGAGCAAAGAAGCCAGUCCCAGUCGCCAACCCCGACGCCGAUUCGUCGUCCGAUACCGAGCCUGCUCCUCAAAAGAAGAAGACUGCCGCCAAACCUCGCAAGACGGCCAAGUCCAAGGAUGUCGUCAAGUCCGAGGACGAGGCAGAUGAUGCUCAGGAGCCUGCUGAGCCCGCCUCUGAGCCUGUUGAGGAAGCCGCUGAAGAACCCGAAGCAGCUGUUGAGGAGGAGGUCAAGCCUGCUCCCAAGAAGAAGCGCGUUUCAAGAAGAAGGCAUAGGCCCGUUGAUCUCGAGUCCACUUGA
Molecule: messenger RNA, 1131 nt
Organism: Aureobasidium uvarum
Lineage: Eukaryota; Fungi; Ascomycota; Dothideomycetes; Dothideales; Saccotheciaceae
Source: the annotation of a GenBank genome assembly